Molecule: messenger RNA, 804 nt
Organism: Anthostomella pinea
Lineage: Eukaryota; Fungi; Ascomycota; Sordariomycetes; Xylariales; Xylariaceae
Source: the annotation of a GenBank genome assembly
AUGGCGGCGCCCCCGACGCCUAUGAGUUCUACCGCCAUGAAGAACGGCUUCUCGCCCCGCGGAUCCUGCAUUUCGGCCCAAAAGAGAUGUUCUGGGAGUGUCCUAGCGGAGUUGACUGCGAAUGCGAUCAAGGAGGAGGAGACGUUUGUGAAGGGAGAGCAUCACAAGGCUCAGAACGACCAUAUCCCAGCAUCGUAUGCCUCCCACAGCGCGACCAUGGGGGUCCUCGGCAUGUACUGGCGCGAUCUGGUCAUACAUUACAGCCGACUGAACCUCACACACGAUUCGGACAGGCUGGCUGCUCUACAUGGCAUACAGACCCUACUCAAAGAACGACGCAGCGACCGCUACCUCUCUGGUCUGUGGAGUGGUUCGCUGGUGCGCGACAUGCUGUGGUGGGUCUACUGGACGAAACCGACGACCAAGACCAAGCGUGGGCUGUUUCCGAGCUGGUCCUGGGCGUCUGUGAGGUCUCCUGUAGAGUAUGAGGAUAUGGUCGAUGGACCUGGUUAUAUCAAAGUUACGUUUCUUGAGGAGACCGAGUCAACCCUGGCUAUGAUGGGUCAACUGUUGCAUGUAAGGAUGCGCUAUGUACCUCAUGGCAUACCCAUGCCCAAUGAGUUAACACUGAGUCAUCCACGCCGGGAUCGCCGCGAAGUCUCGAUGAGAUACACUUUGGAGUGUCUGGCCCCGGCUUUUCAAGGCCACGCUUUCCUAUCUGACCCUGACUACAUACCUGAGGACAUGGUGGAUGAGGACGACGGAAGCCAUAUCGUCCAUGGGCAGGAGCUGUCCUGUCUCUAA